Pygocentrus nattereri (red-bellied piranha) is the source of this 1013-nucleotide messenger RNA. RefSeq names its product TP53 induced glycolysis regulatory phosphatase a (gene tigara). Gene Ontology annotation, cellular component: cytosol. The record is from RefSeq and is a predicted model, not a curated record. Gene Ontology annotation, molecular function: fructose-2,6-bisphosphate 2-phosphatase activity. The transcript is spliced from 6 exons. Bases 115 to 891 code for a protein of 258 amino acids. Gene Ontology annotation, biological process: fructose 2,6-bisphosphate metabolic process; negative regulation of programmed cell death; fructose 1,6-bisphosphate metabolic process. Lineage: Eukaryota; Metazoa; Chordata; Actinopteri; Characiformes; Serrasalmidae.
ACCGCAAGACCAAAACACGGGGAGGCAGAAGAAGCCGGCCGGACUGGACUGGGGCUUAAAUUUCAGCCUUUCCAGCACUUUUGGUGCAAACAUCUCUCUGUCUUACAUAAGCCAAUGCUCUCCUUCGCUGUAACGCUAGUCAGACAUGGUGAGACACAGCACAACAGGGACGGCCUGCUUCAAGGCCAGGGGAUAGACUCUUCUCUGUCUGAAGUUGGGAUACAGCAAGCAGAAGCUGCUGGACACUAUCUCCAAGAUGUCCAGUUCACUAAUAUCUUUGCCAGUGACAUGAAACGUGCCAAGCAGACGGCUGAAAUUAUUGUGCGGAAAAAUAAGACGUGCAAUCAUUUACACAUCGUUACUUAUCCAUCACUUAAAGAGAGGAGCUUUGGUGUUGCCGAGGGAGGCCGUGUGGUCGACAUGAAGAACAUGGCUAAAGCAGCAGGCCAGCCAAUCCCAGAAUACACUCCACCAGAGGGAGAGACCGUGGAUCAGGUGAAGGUACGGAUCAGCACGUUCCUUAAAGCCAUGUUCCAGCAGAUGGCUGACGACCAUCGAAACAAAAUACAGCUGGAGGAGGAAACGCAGGCCGCCGAAACGGACGGCCCUCUCGCAGGUCGCCCGGAUGAUGGCGUACACAACGUUCCUGCUCAUGCCCUUGUGGUGACCCAUGGUGCCUACAUGCGGGUAGCUGUUCGGUAUUUCAUCAAGGACCUCGCGUGCUCGGUGCCUCUCGGCUCGGACAUGAUUCAGGUGUUUUCGGCCUGCUCCAACACCGGAAUGUGCCGAUUCAUUGUGACUCUGAAAUGUAGCGACAGUGACGUUGUGCUCUCCAGCAUGAAGUGUGUAUUUGUGAACCGGAGAGACCACAUCAAAGCUGAGGGCACUUGAGCGGAAGACCAUAAACAAUGAACGUGAAGUUGUGAAAUGUUCUACUUAUUUAAUGUUAAAGAGCAACAUGCAGCACUCCAGCCUGAACUGGUCUUACAAUAAAGUUUAAUGGUCUAACUUAC